AUGAAUUGGGCCUUCCUCGAGGGCCUCCUUAGCGGGGUGAAAAAAUACUCCACGGCGCUUGGUCGCAUCUGGCUCGCCAUUGUCUUCAUCUUCAGGCUCUUGGUCUUCCUGAUGGCCUGCGAGAAGGUCUGGGGUGACGAGCAGAAGGACUUUGACUGCAACACCCGGCAGCCCGGUUGUCACAACGUCUGCUACGACCACUACAACCCCAUCUCCUACACCCGACUCUGGGCUCUUCAGCUGAUCUUCAUCACCUGCCCGUCCUUUCUUGUGACGCUCCACGUCUCCUACCGAGAAGAACGCGAGCGCAAACACUGACUGAAGUACGGAGAAGACUGCGCCCCGCUGUACGAUCACACGGGGAAGAAGCGAGGGGGUCUGUGGUGGACCUACUUCUUAAGCCUGCUGUUUAAGAUAUCGGUGGACGGCGUGUUUUUCUUCCUGCUGUUCUACAUCUACGAGGCCACGUUCUUCCCACCGUUGGUGAAAUGCAACAUAGAGCCGUGUCCCAAUGUGGUGGACUGCUACAUCGCCAGGUAA
Sebastes umbrosus (honeycomb rockfish) is the source of this 540-nucleotide messenger RNA. RefSeq names its product gap junction beta-3 protein-like. The transcript has a single exon. Lineage: Eukaryota; Metazoa; Chordata; Actinopteri; Perciformes; Sebastidae. Gene Ontology annotation, biological process: cell communication. Gene Ontology annotation, cellular component: connexin complex. The record is from RefSeq and is a predicted model, not a curated record.